UAUAAUUGUUUUGAAUAUGUGGGCCCAAAAUCUAUGCCACGUAGGAUGACAAGUCAUCUUAGUCACAUGUAAAAUUACAUAUUGAUGGUGACUUUAACAUACAGUGCGUAAUCAAAAGAAUGACACCACGCGCAUAGCAUAAGUUUGUCAUUUUUUUCUAUUCUACCCCUCGUAAAACUAAAGAAUUUCCUUAAUUUAGAUUAAACUCUAAGGGUAUAAUGUCAUUUGAUCAACUCUCUUUCACUUCAAAAUUCUUAUAAGGCCAUUAGAUCAAUAUUAAAAUUCAUUCCAUCAAGUUACUGUGACAUAAUCUCUUAAUUUUCCAAAUUUCUCCAAUGGCAAUUUCUUCUAAAUUUGUACCUAUUCUUCUCAUCAUUGUCAUCCUUGUCUCAUUUCCAUCAAAAGCCAAAAGUGCAUCUGAAAUUAAUCGUAAAGCAACAUGUGGUUCAGAUACUGGUAAAGAAGGAUGUAAAGCCAACAAAAAUGACGCCUUAAAAUUGAAACUCAUCGCCAUUGCUUCAAUUCUUGUGACAAGCAUGAUUGGUGUAUGUUUACCACUUUUCUCUCGUACGAUUCCUGCGUUACAACCCGAUACAAAAUUAUUCGUGUUGGUUAAGGCAUUUGCUUCUGGAGUUAUAUUAGCCACGGGGUACAUGCACGUUUUGCCUGACUCGUUCGAUGAUCUUAGGUCAGAGUGCUUGCCGGAGACACCUUGGAGAAAAUUUCCAUUUACCACGUUUGUUGCUAUGCUUUCGGCUAUUUUGACAUUAAGUGUGGAUUCAUAUGCCAUGAGUUACUUUAAGAAGCAUAAAUUGGAAAGUGGAGAUGGAAAUGGGGGAGAUUAUGUUCACAAUAAUGGUAAGAUGGAGUCACAAAAUGGCCACGUUCAUGGACUAGCCAAAUGUGAAGAUAAAGCAUCGCAAUUGCUUAGGUAUAGGGUUGUGGCUCAGGUUUUGGAGUUAGGAAUUAUCGUGCAUUCAGUAGUGAUAGGACUAUCCAUGGGAGCAUCUGAUAAUCCAUGUACAAUUAGGCCACUAGUAGCUGCUAUGUGCUUCCAUCAACUUUUUGAAGGAAUGGGUCUAGGAGGUUGCAUCCUACAGGGGGAAUAUGGGAUGAAGAUGAAAGCUACUUUGGUGUCGUUUUUCUCACUAACAACACCAUUGGGAAUAGCACUUGGAAUAGGAUUAUCAAAUGUGUAUAGUGAGGAUAGUCCAACAGCACUCAUAGUGGUGGGAUUGUUGAAUGCAUGUUCAGCAGGUCUAUUGAAUUACAUGGCACUUGUGGAUCUCCUUGCUUAUGAAUUCAUGGGCACCAAAUUGCAGAACAAUAUGAAGCUUCAAACAUGGGCUUAUCUUGCUGUUUUACUAGGUGCUGGUGGAAUGUCUGUCAUGGCCAUAUGGGCUUAAAAAGAUUCUUCAAUUAAUCAUUUUUCGAUUUCAUUUAGUUUUGUUUACAAUAUCAUUGUGUAACUUUAGGAAAUCAUAAUAGCUCAGUUGAUCGUUAGAUAUGUAUCUGAACUUUCACCUUGUUGGUUGAGUGUUCUAUCAUGUCCGCAAAACAUAAAUGAAAUGAUAUUUAUACAA
Capsicum annuum is the source of this 1583-nucleotide messenger RNA. Its product is annotated as fe(2+) transport protein 1. Gene Ontology annotation, biological process: zinc ion transmembrane transport. Lineage: Eukaryota; Viridiplantae; Streptophyta; Magnoliopsida; Solanales; Solanaceae. Gene Ontology annotation, cellular component: plasma membrane. Gene Ontology annotation, molecular function: zinc ion transmembrane transporter activity. The transcript is spliced from 3 exons. The record is from RefSeq and is a predicted model, not a curated record. The coding region runs from base 336 to 1406 and encodes 356 amino acids.